UUCCCCUUCACUUUCUGUACUCCACCUUGGAGAAAAGGACUUGAUAACCAUGAAGGUUUUCAUCCUUGCCUGCCUUGUGGCUCUUGCUCUUGCAACAGAGAAGGAAGAACUCACUCUAUCCAAUGAGACUGUGGAAAGCCUUUCAAGCAGUGAGGAAUCUAUUACACACAUCAACAAGCAGAAACUUGAGAAUUUUAAACACGAGGAGCAACAGCAAAGAGAGGAUGAACGCCAGAAUAAAAUCCACCCCCUUUUCCAGCAACAGCCUCUAGUCUCUCCUUAUGCUGAUCCCAUCCACUAUGCUAUCCUUCCACAGAACAUCCUGCCUCUUGCUCAGCCUGCUGUGGUGGUGCCUUUCCUUCAGCCUGAAAUAAUGGAAGUCCCCAAAGUUAAGGAAAACAUCUUUCCUAGGCACAAAGUAAUGCCCUUUCUUAAAUCUCCAGUGACACCCUUUUUGGACAGCCAAAUCCUGAAUGUGGCUGAUCUUGAAAAUAUGCAUUUUCCUCUGCCUCUAUCUCUGCCUCUGCCUCUGCUCCAGCCUCUGAUGCACCAGAUCCCUCAGCCUCUUCCUCAGACUCCUAUGCUUACUCCUCAGUCACUGCUGUCUAUCCCACAGCCCAAAGUAUUGCCUUUUCCUCAGCAAGUGGUGCCCUACCUCCAGAGAGAUAUGCCCCUACAAGCCUUUCUGCCAUACCAGGAACCUACCCACCAGGCCCAACCUGUGACUCAACCACUUGCCCCACUUGUCAACUCUGCUCUUGUUUAAAAGAAUUCCAAAGUUAAUGUCCCCUCCUCACUUUUGAAUUGACUGUGACUGGAAACGUGGCAUCUUUUCACUUGGCAUCAUGUUACCAAAAAUUAAUAAUUUUUAAAUGAACCUACAUGGAAAGAAAUGAAAAUUUGUUCUUUUAUUUAUUUUAUGUAUCAUCUGGCAUUCAUCUUAAUCUGAAUUUGGCUCAUAAACUCUACAUUUUCCAAACUUUAAUUCAAUUAUACCAUAGAAAUUUAAUUUUGAGUUGGAAAUACCCGUAAGCAUGGGAAAAAUAUGUAUAGUUUUUGCAAUCAUGUUUGUUGUUAUUUAAAUAUCUAUUUCCUAACCAGUCAUUUCAAUAAAUUAAUCCUUUAGGCAUA
Nyctereutes procyonoides (raccoon dog) is the source of this 1131-nucleotide messenger RNA. It is a transcript of the gene CSN2, whose product is annotated as casein beta. The transcript is spliced from 9 exons. The record is from RefSeq and is a predicted model, not a curated record. Gene Ontology annotation, cellular component: extracellular region. Lineage: Eukaryota; Metazoa; Chordata; Mammalia; Carnivora; Canidae. Bases 50 to 766 code for a protein of 238 amino acids.